AUGGACGCGGAUUCCUGUGCCAGCUUCCUGCCGGCCUUUGAGCGCAUAGGGCGGGUGUGCCACGUGUACCUCACACCAUCUGACGUCUUCCUCCUGCACAACGUGCUCUCUGCUGAUGGCGUGCAGGCCAUCGCGCAGUUCCCCACAGGUGAGCUAUUCUCGGAGCAUCUCAUAAGCAGCGCCAGCGCCGAUCGCAUCGCCUUCUCUCUCGAUCUCUCGCUGCUCGCCCGCGCCCUGCGCUCCUCCCUCGCCACCGCCGCCACGCGCCACCAGCUCAAGCUCGUCAAGAAGAGCACCAACCCCACUGCUCCUGCGCUGCCCUUCCUUUCUCUCGAGGCCAAGGGCGAGCGGUCGAGCAUAGUGCAGGACAUCCCUAUCUCAACGCCGCUGCCGCGCUCGCAGCUCAACGAGCUGCAGGCUGGCAUCGACCUCGUGCACUCGCUGCCUGAGACGCUGGUGCAAUUACCUGACCUGCCAUCCCUACGCCACCUGGUGGAGCGACUACAGAGUGUGGGGGACGUGGCUGACGUGGCAACAAUGAGGAGCGGUGCGCUUGCCAUGCGCACCCACACGCCCUCCAUCACUGUUGCCGCCCAGUUCAAGAACCUUAAACAGUGGGGUGAGGGUAUGGGGGUUGCGGGUGUGGCCAACGUGCUGUCGCCCGAGCGGCUCCUGCAGCGCCCCUUCUACCUCCCCCCUGCUGCGGGUGCAGCAGUGGGGGGGGAGGGGAUCUGCAGCACCACCCCCCCCCCCCCCCCCCCCCCCCCUUCUCCUAUCUCCCCCUGCUACGGAUGCGGCAGUGGGGGGAGGGGACCUGCAGCACCAGCCCCCCCCCGCCCCCCCCCCUCCCCCUUUCUCCUCCACCCCUACUGCGGGUGCAGCAGUGGGGGGGAGGGGAUCUGCAGCAGCAGUGGGGGGAGGGGAUCUGCAGCACCAGCCCCCCCCCCCCGCCCCCCCCCCCCCCCCCCCCUUUCUCCUCCACCCCUGCUGCGGGUGCAGCAGUGGGGGGGAGGGGAUCUGCAGCAGCAGUGGGGGGAGGGGAGUUGCAGCAUCAGCACCCCCCCCCCCCCCCCCUCCCCCCACUUCUCCUCCAUCCCCCUGCAGCUGGUGCAGCGGUGGGGGGGAGGGGAUCUGCAGCCCUGCGCGCUCUGCUGCCCUGCUGCCCUGUGCGCCCCGCGCGCCCUGCAGCCCUCAGAGAGCCAGCAGAGUGGGGCGGGAGUGGGGGAGGGCAGCAGGCAAGGGGGGGGCGCAGAAGACGAUGCAGACAUAUCGGGGCUGUCCACGCGGCUUAGACAAAUGCAAGCGACAGGCGAUGCUACAGUCGUGUCAGUGAGUGUGAAGCACCUCGCCCGCAGCCUGCAGUGCUACCUCACCCGCCCCGAUGCCUCCUACUGCGGGGUGGCACCCAACGAGGCAUGUCUCCUCAUGAUCUUCCAAUACGCCGCCUCCCCAAUCAGCCUGCAGUACCGCCUGCCCCUCCUCGACCCGGGGUAG
Molecule: messenger RNA, 1494 nt
Organism: Closterium sp. Naga37s-1
Lineage: Eukaryota; Viridiplantae; Streptophyta; Zygnematophyceae; Desmidiales; Closteriaceae
Source: the annotation of a GenBank genome assembly